Messenger RNA from Racocetra persica, 142 nucleotides. NCBI's taxonomy places the organism in Eukaryota, Fungi, Glomeromycota, Glomeromycetes, Diversisporales, Gigasporaceae. The record is from the annotation of a GenBank genome assembly.
UGAUACUAAAGAUAGUAUUGAAGAUAGAGUAAUAUGUAAUGAUACUAAAAGUGAAGAUACUUGUAUUGUAGAAGAUAAAGAAUCUUAUAAUAAUAAUAAUAGUAAAGAUUUUGUAAUAAUUCUGAAAGCAGUGCUGAAAUGA